Molecule: messenger RNA, 363 nt
Organism: Bathycoccus prasinos
Lineage: Eukaryota; Viridiplantae; Chlorophyta; Mamiellophyceae; Mamiellales; Bathycoccaceae
Exons: 2
Coding region: 1-363 (120 amino acids)
Biological process (GO): cytoplasmic translation
Cellular component (GO): ribosome
Molecular function (GO): RNA binding; structural constituent of ribosome
Source: RefSeq, a predicted model, not a curated record
AUGGCCCCAGCAGCAAAGAAAGGAUCUAAGAAAGUCCAAUCGUUCGUCGUCGAUUGCACCCGACCGGUUGACGAUGCCAUCAUGGACAUUGCGUCGUUCGAGCAGUUUCUCACGGAACGAAUCAAAGUUGGCGGCAAAGCGGGUGCUUUAGGCGACGCCGUCUCGGUGUCCUCGGACAAGAACUCCGUCACCGUCUCCUCCGAAUCUGCCAUGAGCAAGAGAUACUUGAAAUACCUCACGAAGAAGUACUUGAAGAAGCACAACGUCAGAGACUGGUUGAGAGUGAUUGCCUCGAACAAGGAUAGAAACGUGUACGAGUUGAGAUACUUCAACAUCGCCGAAGGCGGCGACGAAGAAGAAUAA